GUGCUUCCAGCAGAGUCGUGUCCUCUAACACAUUGUUAGGGCAGGGUGAGGCAGCUGCCUGUUAAAAGCUGGGAAAGGAGCCAGCGCUCAGAGGGCUUCUGUGGUUGGAAGAAGGGGAGAGAGCCCUCGCAGUGAGCCAGGGACACCGUGGGGACCGGCGCUGGUGCUGCUGCUCACGCAGCGAGGAGGGCAGGUGUGUCCUUGGUGGAAUGAAGUCUCACUGCCACCUUUGGCUAUGGGCAUUAUUUGUCCUCCUGGCGGCCCCAUGGGUGCUGGAUGCACAGGGAGCCUGCUCCCAUGGCGCCUGCUACCCCCCCGCCGGAGACCUCCUCCUGGGACGAGCCCACCUCCUGAGAGCAUCCUCCACAUGCGGCCUCUCCAGGCCUGAGACGUACUGCACACCCCAUGGAGAGUGGAGCAUGAGGUGCUGCCGGUGCGACUCGCGGCUGCCACAUGCCUACAACGGCCACCGUGUGGAGAACGUCCUGUCCUCGGCCGGGCACUCGCGCUGGUGGCAGUCCCAGAAUGGCAUCGAGCGCGUCUCGUUGCAGCUGGACCUGGACCAGCCAUUCCAGCUCGGCAGCAUCCUGCUUCACUUCAGGUCACCUCUGCCCGCUGCGAUGCUCAUUGAGCGCUCCACUGACUUCGGUCAGACAUGGGACGUGUACCAGUACCUGGCCUCCGACUGUGCCACCGCCUUCCCUCAUGUCCCCCAGGGCUCCCCCGAGAGCUGGCAGGGUGCUCGGUGCCAGGCGCUGCAGGGGCACCCUGUGCAGGGGGGCAAGGUGAAAUUCAGUGUCCAAGACCUGGCAUCUACCAUCACUACCUCUUACAGCCAGACCAUCGAGAAGCUGGGGCAGUUCACGAACCUGCGCAUCAACCUCACCGGGCUGCCCCACAUCCCGCGCCAGGGCUACCACUCGCCCAGCACCUUCUAUGCCUUGUCUGAGGUGCAGGUGCUGGGGAGCUGCUUCUGCCACGGACACGCCGACCGCUGUGCCCCUGCAGGAGACCCGCACACCACACAGGUCCACGGGCACUGUGUGUGUCAGCACAACACUGCUGGUCCCAACUGUGAUCGCUGCGCUGCGCUCUACAACAACCGGCCAUGGGCACCCGCUGAGGACAACGAUCCCCACGAGUGCCAGAGAUGCGACUGCAAUGGGCACUCGACUUCGUGCCACUUUGACCCCGAGCUGUACCGUGCCAGCGGCGGGGCGAGCGGCGGCGUCUGUGACAACUGCCAGCACAACACGGAGGGCAACAACUGUGAGCGCUGCAAAACCCACUAUUUCCGCAACCAGCAGCAGGAUCUCGCACAUCCCGAAGCCUGUCUGCCCUGUGAGUGUGACCCGGAUGGCACCGUGCCGGGCUCCAUCUGCGACCCGCUGACGGGGCGCUGUGUCUGCAAGGAGAACGUGCAGGGCGACCGCUGCCACCUCUGCAAGCCAGGGUUCUCCCAGCUGGCCAACGCCAACCCCAUGGGGUGCCGCAGAUGCACCUGCAAUGUGCUGGGAACACGGCAGGACAUGCCCUGCGAUGAUGAGACAGGGAGGUGCUUCUGCCUGCCCAACGUGGUGGGGAACGACUGCGACCAGUGUGCGGGCGAGCACUGGGACAUGGGCAGUGGCCACGGCUGCCAGCCCUGUGGCUGCCACCCGCAUGGCUCCCGCAGCCCUCACUGCAACCAGUUCACAGGACAGUGUCCGUGCAAAGAAGGUUUCACAGGACGGACGUGCUCUGCUGUGCAGGAGCAGGUUUGCCCUGACAGGCACUACGGAGACAUCCGGGUAGGGUGCACAGAGUGCAACUGCGACUUCCAGGGCACGGAGGACGUGGGCUGCGACAAGACCACAGGCCAAUGCCUGUGCCGCCCGGGCGUCACGGGCUCCCGCUGCGACCAGUGCCAGCGCGGCCACUGCAGCACCUACCCCGGGUGCGAGCUGUGCCACCCUUGCUUCCACACCUACGACGGGGACAUCCAGCGCCUGCGCCUGCGCCAGGCCGGCCUCAGCAAUAGCACCUCAUGGCUGCGUCCCAGGAGCGGGGGGUCCCGCCUGGGCCCCCGCCUCUCGCAGGCAGAGGGCAACGUGCAGCAGGCUCAGGGCAUCCUCGGUCGCUUUGCUGUGACAGAGCAGGGCCUGGCCCAGGUGGGCAGCGCGCUCACUGCCAUCAGAGAGCAGGUCCAAGGCAUAAAUCCUGACCUUCAUUUUCUGGAUGAGACUGCCUCUCUAUCGAGGGAGCUUGAGGCGCUGAACAGCAGCUUGCUUAUCACUAACACCCAGUAUCAGAGCAAGAAGACCCAGUUUGAAACCAGCCGCAGCACGGAUCUGUCAGGAGCCUUCAAGACGAUCAGAUCUGCUUACCAGACAUCCACCAAUGCCAGCAACCUCAUCGCUGGUGCCUCUGGGCUGCUGGCUGAGAACCAGGAGAGCCGCCGGAGCGCUGCAGGGCUGGGGGGGGGCCUGGCAGAGGCCACCUCCAAGCUGCUGACCCUGAAGGGCGAGAUAGCCUCAUCUCCCAACCUGACCCCUGUCAUAAACAAGAUCUGUGGUGGCUUCCGAGUGGAGCCCUGCACGCCCGCCCGGUGCGAGGGGCUGCUGUGCCCGCGGGACAACAGCAGUGCCUGCGGGGCCGGCCCCUGCCAUGGCAUCUUCCCGCUGUCCAGGGGGGCCCUGGCCACCGCCGGGGAAGCUGCCAGGGAAUUCCGCGGCCUGAGCGCCCGGCUCCGGGAGACGGCACAGUUGAUUAAAACAACAGAGACAUCUGCAAAGCAGAUUCAAAGCAACACUCGGAGGCUCGUGGACCAGAUGAGCAUAACACGGACUCAGAUAGAAGGAGACGUGCGGCGCAUCCAGCAGUUCAUCCAGCAAGUCCGAAACUUCUUGUCAGACAAGGACACGGACCCUGCCACUGUCCAGGAAAUCAGUGAGUCUGUCCUUUCCCUGCGUCUCCCCACGGAUGCUGCUGCAGUCCUGAGAAAAAUGACUGAGAUCCAAAACUUGGCGACUAAGCUGCAGUGCCCGGAGAGCAUCCUCGCCCAGACGGCUGAGGACAUCGCAAAGGCCAAGCAGCUUCAGCAGGAGGCAGAGCAAGCCGGGAACCGGGCGAAUGCUGUGGAGGGCAACGUGGAAGAUGUGGUUGGGAAUCUGCGGCGAGCAAACACGGUGCUUCUGGAGGCCCAGGGUGCUAUCAGGGGCUCUGGCUCUUCCCUUCAGUUCAUCCAGGAGCGCGUUAAUGAGAUCGAGGCUGUUCUGGGUCCAGCCGAGAAGCACGUGAAGGCGGUGGCGGGGCAGCUGGAUGGGCUGAUGCAGAGGCUGUCGCAGCUGCGGCGCGGCGCGGAGCAGAACCGCCUGCGGGCCACGGACACACGGGCCACGGCCACAGAGGCGGGCGAGCAGGCCAGGGCCGCGCAGCAGGCUUUUGAACAAGUGAAACAAAUGUACGCUGAGCUGAAGGGAAGGAUGGAGCAGAGCCCAGCAUUGGGAGAGCAGGGCAGCAGGGUGCAAAGCAUAGACCUGGAGGCACAGGCCCUGUUUGAGGAAACGAUGGCCAUGAUGCUCAGGAUGGAAACUUUAGAGAUGGAAAUUCAGGAAAGCAACAAGGCUUUGAUGUCCAAGUCAGCCAGGCUGUCGGGCCUGGAGGAGCAGGUCAGAAGGAUCCGGGAUGCCAUCAACAAGCAAGUUGCCUACUAUGAGAGCUGCUCCUGAGUGAGCUGCCCGCGCUCCCAUGGCACUGCCUCCCUCCUCUGCAGACUCUGGCUGGUGUAUUUAUUCCCAUUUUCUGGCUGGAGUUCUCAUGUUCUCCCAGCAUCUCUACUUUUAGCAAACUGAGUUUAUUUCCCUCUGGAAAAUAGCUGCACUGAGCCAAAGGAGCAACCCCAUGGAGAGGGUUAACCUUGGCUGGGCUGGUUGGAGCUGCCUGGUGGUUGGAGGAAAAGAGGGAAAGACAUCGAUCUUCUAUGGCAAAUAAAACAUCCCCAAAGUUGUUAUUUCCAGAGGGGUUUAUAAACCAAGAAA
Molecule: messenger RNA, 4019 nt
Organism: Strigops habroptila (Kakapo)
Lineage: Eukaryota; Metazoa; Chordata; Aves; Psittaciformes; Psittacidae
Gene: LAMB3
Product: laminin subunit beta 3
Exons: 24
Coding region: 210-3710 (1166 amino acids)
Source: RefSeq, a predicted model, not a curated record